Molecule: messenger RNA, 2421 nt
Organism: Chrysochloris asiatica (Cape golden mole)
Lineage: Eukaryota; Metazoa; Chordata; Mammalia; Afrosoricida; Chrysochloridae
Gene: AFG3L2
Product: AFG3-like AAA ATPase 2
Exons: 17
Coding region: 1-2421 (806 amino acids)
Biological process (GO): mitochondrial protein processing; protein-containing complex assembly
Cellular component (GO): m-AAA complex; membrane
Molecular function (GO): zinc ion binding; ATP binding; metalloendopeptidase activity
Source: RefSeq, a predicted model, not a curated record
AUGGCGCUUCGCUACCUGCUGCUUCCUGGUCGGGGAGGCUGCUGGGCCCGUGGCCUCCCGCUGCUCCUGCUGCCCGGCGGUGGCCCGGGGCUGAGUGAGCGUUUCUGCCUCCGGACGCUUUAUCGCUAUCGUACAACUCAUACAGUAACCAGCAGAAAUUUUCUUCUGACAGAUGUAAUUGCUGCUUAUCAAAGAUUCUGCUCUCAACCUCCAAAAGGAUUUGAAAAAUACUUUCCUAAUGGAAAAAAUGGGAAAAAAACUAGUGAGCCUAAAGAAUUUAUGGGAGAAAAAAAAGAAUCAAAACCACCCAAUACAUCACGUUCUUCUGGAGGAGGAGUUGGUGGUGGAGGAAAACGAGGUGGCAAGAAAGAUGAUUCUCACUGGUGGUCCAGGUUCCAGAAGGGUGACUUUCCAUGGGAUGACAAGGAAUUCAGGAUGUAUUUUCUGUGGACUACUCUGUUUUGGGGUGGUGUCAUGUUGUACUUCCUGUUCAAGAGUUCUGGGAGAGAAAUUACUUGGAAGGACUUUGUCAAUAACUAUCUUUCCAAAGGAGUAGUGGACAGACUGGAAGUCGUCAAUAAGCGUUUCGUUCGAGUGACUUUUACACCAGGAAAAACUCCUGUUGAUGGGCAGUACGUCUGGUUCAAUAUUGGUAGUGUGGACACCUUUGAGCGGAAUCUGGAAACUUUACAGCAAGAACUGGGCAUAGAAGGAGAGAAUCGGGUCCCUGUUGUCUACAUUGCUGAAAGUGAUGGCUCAUUUCUUCUGAGCAUGUUGCCUACAGUCCUCAUAAUUGCUUUUUUACUAUACACAAUACGAAGAGGGCCUGCUGGUAUUGGUCGAACAGGCCGGGGAAUGGGUGGACUCUUCAGUGUUGGAGAAACUACUGCCAAGGUUUUAAAGGAUGAAAUAGAUGUGAAAUUCAAAGAUGUGGCUGGUUGUGAAGAGGCCAAAUUAGAGAUAAUGGAAUUUGUGAAUUUUUUGAAAAACCCGAAGCAGUAUCAAGACCUAGGAGCAAAAAUCCCAAAGGGUGCCAUUCUCACUGGUCCUCCAGGCACCGGGAAAACACUGCUAGCUAAAGCCACAGCUGGAGAAGCCAAUGUCCCUUUCAUCACAGUUAGUGGAUCUGAGUUUUUGGAAAUGUUUGUUGGUGUGGGUCCAGCUAGAGUCCGAGACUUAUUUGCCCUUGCUCGGAAGAAUGCCCCCUGUAUUCUUUUCAUUGAUGAAAUAGACGCCGUGGGAAGGAAGAGAGGAAGAGGCAAUUUUGGAGGGCAGAGUGAACAGGAGAAUACACUCAACCAACUGCUUGUGGAAAUGGAUGGAUUUAACACAACGACAAAUGUAGUCAUUUUGGCUGGCACCAACAGACCAGACAUCUUGGAUCCUGCGCUGAUGAGACCCGGGCGCUUUGAUAGGCAGAUCUUUAUCGGACCCCCAGACAUAAAAGGAAGAGCCUCUAUUUUCAAAGUUCACCUCAGACCCCUGAAACUGGAUAGUACCCUGGAAAAGGAGAAACUAGCUAGAAAACUUGCAGCCUUAACUCCAGGCUUUUCAGGAGCUGAUGUUGCUAAUGUCUGUAAUGAAGCUGCUUUGAUUGCUGCGAGGCACCUUUCAGACUCCAUAAAUCAGAAACACUUUGAACAAGCAAUCGAACGAGUUAUUGGAGGUUUAGAGAAAAAAACCCAGGUUCUGCAGCCGGAGGAGAAAAGGACUGUGGCAUACCAUGAAGCAGGCCAUGCGGUUGCAGGCUGGUACCUGGAGCAUGCAGACCCACUAUUGAAGGUAUCCAUCAUCCCACGUGGCAAAGGAUUAGGUUAUGCUCAGUAUUUACCCAAAGAACAAUACCUGUAUACCAAAGAGCAGCUUUUGGAUAGGAUGUGUAUGACUUUAGGUGGUCGUGUAUCAGAAGAGAUUUUCUUUGGAAGAAUUACAACUGGUGCUCAAGAUGACUUGAGAAAAGUAACUCAGAGUGCAUAUGCCCAAAUCGUUCAGUUUGGCAUGAAUGAAAAGGUGGGGCAAAUUUCCUUUGACCUUCCACGUCAAGGAGACAUGGUAUUGGAGAAACCUUACAGUGAAGCUACUGCAAGACUGAUAGAUGAUGAAGUACGAAUACUUAUUAAUGAUGCUUAUGAAAGAACAGUAGCUCUCCUCACAGACAAGAAAGCUGAUGUGGAGAAGGUUGCUCUUCUAUUGUUAGAGAAAGAAGUAUUAGAUAAGAAUGAUAUGGUUGAACUUUUGGGCCCCAGACCUUUUGUGGAAAAAUCUACCUAUGAGGAAUUUGUGGAAGGAACUGGCAGCUUGGACGAGGACACUUCCCUCCCAGAUGGCCUGAAGGACUGGAACAAAGAGCGUGAAAAGAAGAAAGAGGAACCCACGGAUGAAAAAGUGGCCAGCCAGAUGAAAGGGGGGAUGCCGUUCUAA